UGAUUCCUGCUUUGUAGCAUUUUGAAGGAUUGACCUUCUUGGAAUGUAAUCCCAGUGGCGUCUCUUUUCUGUGUAGCCCACUCUGCCAUCAAACAGCCGAGUGACUCCGGGUUGAUCAGGGGCGCCUCAAGAAUUGCGGAUAUCACUUCACCUGGAAGAUUCACCCACUGCUACUCAGAGCGGUUUCUGAAAUACCAUGUCUAAGAACUCGGAGUUUAUCAAUCUGUCAUUUUUGUUAGAUCAUGAGAAGGAAAUGAUCCUGGGAGUCCUAAAGAGAGAUGAAUAUUUGAAAAAAGUGGAGGACAAGAGAAUAAGGAAGCUGAAAAAUGAACUCUUAGAAGCAAAACGUAGAAGUGGGAAGACUCAACAAGAAACCAGCAGAGUCUGUGUCUACUGUCAGAGAAACCUGGGCUUAAUAUUCGACCGAGGAGACCCGUGCCGGGCCUGCUCACUGAGAGUGUGCAGCGAAUGUCGGGUCUCGGGCCUUGAUGGCAGCUGGCAAUGCACCAUCUGUGCCAAAGUCGCGCAGCUAAGGAUUGUAACCGGUGAAUGGUUUUUUGAAGAAAAGGCAAAGCGUUUCAAGCAAGUCAAUCUUCUGGGCACUGAUAUAGUCCGACAGUCCAUCUUAAGAAGAAGCCCAGGAACUGAAGAAAUACAAAGUCAAGAGCAACUCCACCAGGAUGCAGAAAAGGCAGACACUUCACCUUCUGCCAGGCAAAAGGCCAGUCAUGAUGGACCCAGGAAAAAGGGAUUUCUUCUUAGCAAGUUCAGAUCAGCAACCAGGGGAGAAAUCAUAACUCCAAAAACUGAAAGUGGGCGGAGCUACAGCUUGGACUUAGACGGCCAAAACUUUCGGAGUUUAAAGUCCAUCCCUGGUUCAGACAGGGGAAGCACUGGUUCAUCAGACCUUUAUGACCAGGAAGCUGGCCCGGCAACUCGGAAGAGCAGCCGGAGCAGUGGAGUGACCCCCGUCAUGCAGAGGUCACCGGCUCCAAGCACACGCAGCGUGACCUCAGCCAGCAGUAGAGAACACGGUUUCGAAAAUUCCAUGGAUUUGGCUGCCCUUGAAAGCACAUCUGACGACCUCACAAAGAGUCGUCGCAGAAACACUUCUGGCACACCGUCCAUAGCAGUGUCUGAGGUCUCCCUCUCCUCAGACCGGAGUCGAUCUGAAUUAGAUUUGAGUGGGUCAUUUCCAGAAGAUUUAGAGAAUACUGUAAACAUAAGAAGCAAGUCUGUCCCUGGGGCUUUAGACAAAGACUUGGACUCCUUGGAAGACACUGGGGAAGGCAUUAAUGACUUAGUGUCCUCACGGUUUUCGGCAAACACCCACAGUCUAGCAAGUGGCUUGUCAACCACCAGCCUUAACAGCAUGAUGAGUGUUUACAGUGAAACAGGAGACUAUGGCAACGUGAAGGUCAGUGGUGAAAUCCUUCUUCACAUCAGCUACUGCUACAAAACUGGCGGGCUCUACAUUUUUGUCAAGAAUUGCAGAAAUCUGGCCAUAGGAGAUGAAAAGAAACAGAGGACGGAUGCUUAUGUGAAGUCGUACCUUCUUCCUGACAAGUCCAGAAACAAUAAACGCAAGACCAAGAUCAGAACAGGCACCAAUCCAGAAUUCAACGAGACAUUAAAGUACACCAUCAGCCAUACCCAGCUGGAAACAAGAACUCUGCAGCUCUCAGUCUGGCAUUAUGAUCGAUUUGGACGUAACAGCUUCCUUGGGGAGGUGGAGAUUCCUUUUGACUCAUGGAAUUUUGAAAAUCCAAGUGAUGAGUGGUUUGUGCUUCAGCCCAAGGUGGAAUUUGCUGCUGACAUAGGCCUUCACUAUAAAGGAGAGCUGACAGUUGUCUUACGUUACAUUCCCCCAGAGGAGAACCUGGUGCUUCCUCUAGAACAAGUUCAAGGAAAGAAGAGCUUCAAAAGGGGAAAGAAGAAGGAGUCACCUGUAAUAUUUGGAGGAAUACUGGAAGUGUUCAUCAAAGAGGCAAAGAAUUUGACCGCAGUGAAGUCGGGAGGCACUUGCGAUAGCUUUGUGAAGGGCUACCUGCUCCCUGAUGAUAGCAAAGCCACCAAGCACAAAACUCUGGUAAUAAAAAAGAGUGUUAACCCUCAGUGGAACCAUACUUUCAUGUUCAGUGGCCUGCAUCCCCAGGACAUAAGGAAUGUUUGCCUAGAACUUACUGUCUGGGACAAGGAGGCCUUUUCCAGCAACAUCUUUCUGGGAGGAGUUCGUUUGAAUUCUGGAACUGGUAUGAGCCAUGGGAAGAACGUGGAUUGGAUGGACUCUCAGGGGGAAGAGCAACGCCUUUGGCAGAAGAUGGCCGACAAUCCCGGGACUCCCGUAGAGGGUGUACUCAUGCUCCGUUCCAGCAUGGGGAAGUGUAGACUCUGAAGGUACCAGUCUCCAAAAUGGGGCCUCCAGGCACUGUCUGGCUGCCAUUUCCUAUUAUUAUCAGGCUUGGUACCUGGGAUUCUCUUUCCCUGCCAUUUCUCACCUGAGGGAACUGGGACAUGCGGGGAGAGAUGUCAGUGUUAUGAACAUUUAGGGACUUGCUGAGUGUCUAUAAGAGCAUGUACCUCCAUAUGUCCAUGGACCAAGGCCUUUUUGAUUGGAUGAUGGAAAGUGUGUCACAUUGUCCUGUCAGCAAGCAAAUUGUACAGUGAUUCAUAGGCUCUAUACCAUAAGGGAAAUGGUGCAAGGUUCUUUGAAACUACAGUAGAGAUUUGGAGUCCCUAAACUUCUAUUAAUGAGUUAUUUUAGGUUUCUUAGAAGGGUUUGAGGGAUAAAAGGGCCACUCAUAAUAUAGAUCACUUGAAGAGUAAGAAGGAAUACUGGCUACCCUUUUCUCACCCUGGGAAUCCCCACAGUCCAAAGAAGGCAUGGUGGGGAUGGUUGCUUGGACAAGGAGGUGGCCCUGUUAUUGUAGCAAACUUGUGGAUUAACCAGGUAAGUUUUCAAGAUGAACUGAAAGGUUUUUUUGGUGACUAUAUAAUUUAUAAUCUAAAUCAGCCCACUUUUGAGAAUGAGAAGAACGAAAUUAUUAUACUGGAACAACAGAUGUAAACCAGGAUUGAACUGGGAAAAUUAGGAUGUAGGGUCACCCUACUUAUGACCUAACAAUUAGUUCUAUUAUAAACAGUUAGUUUAUAAAAUAUUCUAAGCCACUAACUACAAGGAAGUAAGAACUAAUGCACAUUUUGAGCUCCUGCUUGUAUCAUAUUUACUGAUAUCUCUUUGGUCAAAGGAAGUCAUAUGGCCAAGCCUAAAAUCAAGAGGCAGGAAAAUCCAUCUGUGCACGAUGAAGCCAUGGCAAGGUUGAUAUGCAGAAAGGGAAGAAGAAUUGUUACCAGUAGUUCAGUCUACCAUACUUUCUGUUACCUGGAAUUCUAGAUGCUUUAGCCACCAAACUUAAAUGCGAAGGUAGUUGAAGCAGAAAGGUACCUCAGACCUGUUCCUCAUUUUGCAUAUUCCAAAUCUGAAGCCCAGGGAGCUGACAUGACUUGGCCAAGGUCAUAUAGAAGCUAUGACUAUAUUCAGACUUAAAUCCAGGCUGUGAUUUAUAGGCCAGUAUUCUUUCUCCUGUAGCCCCUGGCAUAAUCUUGUGCUUAUCCAGGUGGAGAGGAGGGCAUAGAUGAAAGAAGGUGGAGCAGAGUCGGAUUACUUCAGUAUGAAGUACC
This is a messenger RNA of Lynx canadensis (Canada lynx), 3681 nucleotides long. It is a transcript of the gene SYTL5, whose product is annotated as synaptotagmin like 5. Bases 197 to 2395 code for a protein of 732 amino acids. Gene Ontology annotation, cellular component: exocytic vesicle; plasma membrane. The transcript is spliced from 16 exons. Lineage: Eukaryota; Metazoa; Chordata; Mammalia; Carnivora; Felidae. Gene Ontology annotation, molecular function: small GTPase binding; neurexin family protein binding; phospholipid binding. The record is from RefSeq and is a predicted model, not a curated record. Gene Ontology annotation, biological process: exocytosis; intracellular protein transport.